This is a messenger RNA of Notolabrus celidotus (New Zealand spotty), 1751 nucleotides long. RefSeq names its product forkhead box L1 (gene foxl1). Gene Ontology annotation, biological process: regulation of transcription by RNA polymerase II; cell differentiation; anatomical structure morphogenesis. Gene Ontology annotation, molecular function: DNA-binding transcription factor activity, RNA polymerase II-specific; RNA polymerase II cis-regulatory region sequence-specific DNA binding. The record is from RefSeq and is a predicted model, not a curated record. Lineage: Eukaryota; Metazoa; Chordata; Actinopteri; Labriformes; Labridae. The transcript has a single exon. Bases 127 to 1272 code for a protein of 381 amino acids.
AUAACACAGUAAACGUACAACAAUUAUUAACAUUUUGUGGGCCCCUCAUGAGGCCGGGUAGUCAGUCAGCGACGGAGAGGAGCUCCGGGAGCAGCCGCAGCUUUCCCCGGGACACACUCCGGCGUCAUGACUCUCUACCACGGCCGCCUGCCGUCACUCGGGAUGCCCUCCCCUGCUCUGAACCUCGCCGGUCCCCCGUUGAUCUACUUGUACGGCGGGGACAGCGGAGGGGUCGUACCCGCCGGCCUGAGCUUUGUACCGGCUCGCCAGGAGCCCCCACAAAAGCCUCCAUACAGCUAUAUAGCACUCAUCGCCAUGGCAAUCAAGAGCGCACAGGAACAGCGCGCGACGCUCAGCGGCAUCUACCAGUUCAUCAUGGACCGGUUCCCAUUUUAUCACGACAACAAGCAGGGCUGGCAGAACUCCAUCCGCCACAACCUUUCCCUGAAUGACUGCUUCAUCAAAGUGCCCAGAGAGAAGGGCCGGCCCGGCAAAGGCAGCUACUGGACGCUGGACACCAAGUGCCUGGACAUGUUUGAGAACGGUAAUUACCGACGGAGGAAGAGGAAGGCAAAGAACCAGCAAGAGCCUCUUGACUCCAAAUCAGCGGGACAAAAACGCAACAAGGGCCAGGGGCCACUCAGAGACCUUCAGUCCUCCCUAAAACCUCAGACCGGCACGGCGUCUGUAGAGAUGCCGGUAACGCAGGAUGCGGAGACGUUGAAGAAACCAGCUGACACAAAAGCUGUUCUUGUCGAAAGUAACCGCGCGGAGCAGCAGCAAAAUCCUUCUGCACAGAGACUUAAAGUGUCCCUGAACAAAGGAACCUCUGCGUCCACAGGGAGGAGGCCUGACGCCUCCCCACUAGAACCAGAUCCAACUCCGGUAUGGAUGGAGAGUGCGUAUCUCCCAGGUGCGUCCCUCCGUCUGGAGCAGGAGGAGAGAAAAUCAGAUUUUAGCGCGAGGGAAAGAGAGCGAGGUCCGCUCUGCGCCGUCAGCUGCGUGGCAAACACAAACUUGACUGCAUCUGCGCAAGACAGGCCGAAGGGAAAUGUUCCGAGCAAGGAUAAAUUAAAAGCUUUUAGCAUCGAGAGUAUCUUAUCGAGAAGCGAAGGUGAAAUGCGCGGCAGCGUGCUCGGCCUGUCAGCGGAGACUGCGCUCAGCUCCUCUAUGGUCUUCAGUGGCAGACAGCAUCAGUUGUACCAGAUGGGAUUCCCCUUUUGCUCCUACCUGUCAGUCACAUACCCUGACAAAGUUUUGCAGUUAAAAUAAUUAAGGUAAUUAAUUAAGGCGUUUGAUGUGCAUUUUACGCACGAAUGCUUAAGUUUAAAAUCGUAUAUCACUCUUGCAUGACAAAUGACUCAGAUACAGGUUACUGCUCUGAACUUACAUGAUAUCUAGAUUUGUAAUCAUUACAAUUAUAAUCAGACACUGACAAAGAGCAACAGGGAGGCUUUUAGAUUCAUUUUACGCAUGCGUAUCUGACAGGCUUGUGGUUACGUUCACCUUUUUUCUGAAAUUGUUGCUCUUCAAAGUCUAUUGCUAAGCAAUUAAAUGAUUGUAACAAAAUAUUGGAACUGUAAGGAUUUUGUCUCUUGAAUGUUGGAGAAAGGAUCACUCACAGCUUUUCUCUCUUGAUUCAUCAUGAUGAAAACGCGUCAAUACUUUUGCGUAGUUCAGUAAAAUAUGAUAAUAAAGUCUAUUACUUAUGAUCUUAAUAAACGCUCUUUUAUGCUCCACUCUGCCUUGAA